Ilyonectria robusta is the source of this 1001-nucleotide messenger RNA. RefSeq lists its product as uncharacterized. The record is from RefSeq and is a predicted model, not a curated record. Gene Ontology annotation, cellular component: cytosol. The transcript is spliced from 4 exons. NCBI's taxonomy places the organism in Eukaryota, Fungi, Ascomycota, Sordariomycetes, Hypocreales, Nectriaceae. Gene Ontology annotation, molecular function: oxidoreductase activity. The coding region runs from base 124 to 939 and encodes 271 amino acids.
AAGGACUGAGCUUCUAGAGACAAGCGUCGUGCCCGUAUCCAUCUCGACAAUAAUAUACCUGGCCCAAGUACAGGUUACUUCACUACUCCUUUCGGCACGGCGAUACAAGAUCCAAUCUUAACCAUGGAAUCUCAAUCUUUGACCGGACGAACUGCGCUGAUUACCGGCGCCUCUAUGGGCAUUGGCCAGGCUAUUGCCAUAAAGCUUGCUAAGCAUGGCGUAAACGUCGCUCUCGUGUCCAGAAGCAAGGACAAACUCGAAGCUACCCGGGUCGCGAUCCUAGAAAAAGGGUACCAAGUUAAGAUUGGAGUGUACGCGGUGGACAUACAGAACCACAGCGAUGUCGACAAGGCAGUGGCGCAAGCAAUUUCGGACCUUGGACAGAUUGAUAUUCUCGUCAACAAUGCUGGUCUCGCUCUUGGGGCUCCUGCGAGGUUCUGGGAGCUUCCGAUAGAGCUUGUGCAGCAAAUGUCUGGCACCAACAUCAACGGUGUCAUGUUCACCACUCAUUCGGUAAUCAACCGCAGCAUGUGGCCUCGCAAGAAGGGUACCAUCAUCAAUGUUUCUUCUGUGACGGGUCUAGAAUGCCCCCCAUUUAAUGGUGAGGCUGUGUACCACGCAAGCAAGGCAUUUCUAGAGGGAUUUAGCAACAGCUUGCGAAUGGAGACUUCUGAGUCCGACAUUCGAGUUCUUACCCUGCGUCCUGGCUGUGUUGAUACACACUUCCACCUGCAACGCGUCCAGUACGACAAGGAGGCCAUGGAUGAGUUUUUUAAAGGAUACGAACCACUGAUCGCCGAGGACUUGGCCAACUCGGUUAUCUACAUGCUGAGGGCACCAGAAAGAAUCUCCAUCAAGGCUUUGGACUGUGUUCCUACAGCUCAGAGAGCGUUGACCCGCUUCGAUCGAGAAUGGAACUCCCGUCGGGAAAAUGAGUAGAAAUCCUCUUUGUCGUGUCGUGGAGCAGUAGAGAAAUAAAUGACAAAGCGUCGAUACUCGAG